Molecule: messenger RNA, 3120 nt
Organism: Torulaspora delbrueckii
Lineage: Eukaryota; Fungi; Ascomycota; Saccharomycetes; Saccharomycetales; Saccharomycetaceae
Gene: CIN1
Product: Cin1p
Exons: 1
Coding region: 1-3120 (1039 amino acids)
Biological process (GO): microtubule cytoskeleton organization; tubulin complex assembly; post-chaperonin tubulin folding pathway
Molecular function (GO): GTPase activator activity; beta-tubulin binding
Source: RefSeq, a predicted model, not a curated record
AUGUAUUUAGGGUCAACUGACUCCUUACUCGAAUCAAUUGAUUCAAACAUCGACAAUCUGUCCAAUGAAGGCCUCGAUUCUCUACUCAAGAAUAUAGAUGCCUUCCAGCAGGAUCCCUCUAUUCUGCUUCGCAGAAACAAAUUACCAGGUUAUAUCAAAUCUUUGACUCACGAUUACUUUACAUUGGAAUAUGAAUUGCAGUUAUUAAGGUGCAAAGUUUUCUAUAAUUUGUCGAAAGUCGUUACUUGGAAGAAAAUCGUCGUAUAUCUACCUACUAAUGUCUUUCUGAUAACAAGAUUGCUUGAAAUUCUACAGACUGAAGCCAAGAGUUGGUAUACUCCAUAUUUUCUAUUAUCUUGGGUUUAUAUCCUGACUUUGUCACCUUUCAAAUUCGAUGAAGUUCAUGAUAGGAUUUAUAAAGUGGCAGGGAAGUACACAAAAUUACAAACAGUGCAACCAAUCGUGGCUCAAAUACAUGCUCAAUUACUACUCAAAAAUACAGAAGCUUUCAAACCACAUGACCUGGACCUGCUAACACUCAAUUACUACCUCAAAGGAAUAAAACCGGAUAGUACAGUGAUCGAUGAGUCGAUGCUACACCAUUUCAAUUCAAUGUGUUUCCAGAGAGAUGAUAUAAUUGCGCUAAAAAUUCUACCAAAAUUGUUCAAGAUCAAUGCAUUUCAUGACGAGUGGGAAGCAGUGGAAGAUAUCAUAUCGUAUUUCUUGUCCCAUCUCGACGACUCAUUUACAAAUUAUCGAUUCGCGCUGGCGCACUCUUUUUCCAAAGUAGUCAACACUUUGAUCAAUGAUUUCGACGAUUUAGAUACUGCAACUGGGUUGGUUGAAUCAUGCAUUGACCGUAUCAAACAUUGUCUUUACGAAACACCCACGUCUUUGAUUGAUCACGAUUUCCUGCAUACAAACCUUCUUAUCAUCGCAGAACUUUGCCAUGCCAUAGCCCAGAAUAUGCCGCAACUACUAAAUACCGUUGCGAUGGAACUAAUCCCACCUGCUUUAAAGUUCCAACAACUGAAAAUGAACGAGAUUAAAGGAUCACAGAUUAAAGACGCGUCAAAUUUCAUUUGCUGGUCAUUGGCAAGAUCAACGAGAUCUCCAGAGGUGAAACUAUCUGAAGAUGUGGAAGUGUCAGUUUUAUUGAAUCUGUUAGUUUGUUCGUCUUUUGAUCGAGAUUUACUUGUUCGCAGAUCUGCAAACGCUGCUAUGCAAGAACUACUGGGUAGAUGUUUUGCAGCAACGAAUGUUUUUGAAAACGAUGCUAUUAUGAAAAUUAUAGAGCUACCUAUAUUGAACUUGGCGGAAAAUUAUGUCGAUAACGCGGAUGAAAUUUAUACGUUGUUCACCAAGAAUGAAAGCCACAAACCAUACGCCCUCUUUGUGUUGAAUUGGCUUAUCGACAUUAAUCUUGCGGCAAAUUGCGACCUAUACAUUGUACGCCUCACUAUAGAGGCACUACUAAGAUUAGCACAAAAGUUUCCAAACACGAUAUCCCACAUAAAAAUCAAACUAGACCGAUUGAUCAAUCAGAAAGAUACCUUGAUCGCGGCUAGAUCGCUCGAUUUGAUACUCACUAUGGAAUCAGAGGAAUUGUUUUCUUCUCAAAAUAUUAGUACCUCGAAUGAGAUUCACACUGUCAUGGAUAUCAUGUUGGAAUCUGUGAAGAUUCAUCAUAGAGCUCAUGGAAACGAUAUCAACGAAUUCUUCAAGUUUUUCGUCAUUCUCAAAGGCUGGGUUUUUUCUUUAAGGAAAUUACAGAAUUUUUCAUUUACAGGAAGGCAGAUAGAGAUUUGCUUCCACAUUGUUAGAAUGACAUCAGACUCCCCAUACUACAAAUCAGAAUUCAAAAACCUCUUCAAUGAGUUCGUUCACUCGUUAUCUCGAGAGCCUCAUUUGUUUGCGACUUCUGAGGAUGAAGUAUCCUUCUGGACAAUUUUCGAAAAGUUUACUAGACUCAACAACUCACUAACGUCUUCAGCAUUACCCGAGUUACCACCCGCUAAAUUCUACGACAUCUUCCUCAAAUCUUUGCCUAUAAUGGAUAGUCAGAGAAAGUCUCGACUCUUGGAUUCCUUGAUUGACCAUUUGCCAAACAUAGUCAAUACAACCGGUAAUAGUAUUCUCAACAUCAUUGUUCAACUGCUCAACGACUAUACGAUAACCCAACAAGGUGAUGUUGGGCGAUUAGUGCGGAUAAGUGCUUCUAAAAUAGUCGCACGCCAUAAAGACAUUUUUUGGGAAACUAAGGACCAGCAAUUGAUCGAUGAUGUUGUCUCUAACCUUCUGAGAUUAAGCGGAGAACAAGUGAAAGAAGCAAGAAUCAUCUGUUUCAAAACGCUCUGCAAAGUGUAUGGUUAUUCAGUUGAGGGUGGUUGUGAGGUCUCAAAUUCUCGGUUGCUUGACUUUCAGCAUCAAUUCUUCCAAGGCAAAUCGAGUGCCUUCUGGAAAGGUUAUAUGGUCACAGGUGGCGCAAUCAACUUUUCAAUUUCGGAAGUUACCAAUGCCAUCGAUGAUUUUAUGAUCUAUUACUACUCUCUACCUAGCGAUCAGGAUCGACUCAAUAUCUGUAACUGCCUCAUGCGUAUUAUACCUUCUGCUAAAGAAGUUACAGAGCACCAAAACACUAUUGAAAAGAAUGUACUAGGGCUUACAAAGCCGGAUCUCCUCAAAACUACGAUCACUUUUUUGAAUUUUUGGACACGACUGAUGGAGUCAGGUCUUAUGAUCGACCCUCAUUUCAACUUUAAUGGGGUCUAUGCAAAGAUCUACAACUUGAAUCUAAUCAAGGGCAGCAGCUUAUUAAAGCUAUGCACAAUUCAGAUGCUUCCGCAUCUCUUAUCGUCGCAAGUGUAUUCUCUGAAUGAGAUUGAUAGAGCAUUUGCUAAUAAAGUUAUCAGGCGACUCUUAGUUUUAGCCCAGCGUGAGGCGCAACAAAAGGUCCAGAUGAGUGGAUCUGAAUCUUCGCUUGUUCAAAAAGCCCUAAUUGAAGCGCUGGCGCAGAUAUAUGCAGAGCACGGGUAUCUUAAACAACUUGAAAUCCUUAAGAACGCCACGGCUAAUGAUAAUGCAAUCAUAGCCUUAUCAGAGUCACAGCUAAUUUUAUGA